UUUUGACAAAUUUAUUUUCGUAAAAAAUAGUUUUUGAGAAAAAACUUUUCUGGUAAAAUAUCUUUCUAGCAUUUUAUUUUCGUAUAAAUUAUUUUUAAACUAAAAUAUUUUUCCUAGUCAAAUAUUUUUCUACUCGAAUAAUUUUCAUAAAUUUAUUUUCUGCCGAAUUUUCCAUGCAUUUAUAUUCAUCCGUGCCACGAUUAAAGAUUCCGUGCUAUCCAUUAAUUUAUCGUCUAUGAAUAUUGAAUACAACGAUUUUCAAGAAACGAUAACGUAAUGAUAACAAUGUUUGGAUUUGGAAUAUAAAUUUAAGUGUUUUUUAAAAAAUUUAAAUUCUUAGUGAUUAAAUAAAUAUUUCAGCUUUAUUAGUAAGAUUUUCGUUCUGUAAAAUAAUAACAGUAUUUAAAAAAAUUCAUAUGUGUCAUUGUAAUUUUUUGGUAAGUAUUGAAUAAUGUCUAAACGACUAUCAACUGAAUUAGAGAAUAAUGCAAAAGGUAAAUUUAUUUUGUAUGCUAUUGUACCUAUUUAAACAUUAAUACAUUAUAAAAAUUAUAUUUUUUGUAUAGAUGAUGAUGGCAAAGAAAAGCAAACAGACAAGAAACAAAAAUUCUCGUUUGGAAUGAUGAAACCUCUCUCUACAAAAACUGGUAUCAAGAUAACUCUAAACACUCCUGCAACUGUAAAUUUGCAUAACAUUCGAAACUUUGUUAUUAUUUGAACCUGUCUUACCAUUCAAUUGUUUUGUAGAAAGAACCAUCUCUACUUCCUAAACCAGCAUCUAAAUCCGUUGCAGCAGUAUUUGGUGAUGUUAGUGAUGAAGAACCUGAAGAAAUGCCUAAAGAAGCUAGAAUGAGAAUGAGAAAUAUUGGUAGGGAUACACCCACAUCAGCAGGACCUAAUUCAUUUGGAAAAACCAAGCAUGGUUUCUGUAAUACAGGUAAACUUAUGGAGAAGACACUUAAGGAGGCUACAAAUGCACUAAUCGAUGAUAAAAAAAAGUGAAAUAUAUCACUAAUAAUUUUCACAAUUUUGUUUUGUGAAUGAUGUAUUUAAGUUUUUUGCACAAAAUUUAGUUUUAAAUAAUAAUUAAGAUAACCAUGACUGUAAUUAUUGUUAUAAGGUUUCUAUCCCAUAAUUCAUUUAAAAGGAAUUUUUAUAAUUUAUAAAAUAUACAUGAGGUACAUAUAAAAUAUAUUUUUUAAUU
Molecule: messenger RNA, 1204 nt
Organism: Cinara cedri
Lineage: Eukaryota; Metazoa; Arthropoda; Insecta; Hemiptera; Aphididae
Source: the annotation of a GenBank genome assembly